Messenger RNA from Morus notabilis, 1993 nucleotides. RefSeq names its product laccase-17. Gene Ontology annotation, molecular function: hydroquinone:oxygen oxidoreductase activity; copper ion binding. The transcript is spliced from 6 exons. The coding region runs from base 1 to 1740 and encodes 579 amino acids. The record is from RefSeq and is a predicted model, not a curated record. Gene Ontology annotation, cellular component: apoplast. NCBI's taxonomy places the organism in Eukaryota, Viridiplantae, Streptophyta, Magnoliopsida, Rosales, Moraceae. Gene Ontology annotation, biological process: lignin catabolic process.
AUGGGUUCUUUUCUUCUUUUUUCUUCAUUUGCUUCUAUGCUCUUUGGCUUUUGUGCACUACUUAUGAUGGCAGACUUUGUGGCAUGCAGAACAAGGCACUACACUUUCAAUAUUGAGUACCACAAUGUGACAAGAUUGUGCCACACGAAGAGCCUUAUAAGUGUGAACAAGAAAUUCCCAGGUCCUGCGUUGGUGGCAAGAGAAGGUGAUCGAGUUCUUGUGAGGGUGGUUAAUCACGUUUCAAACAAUAUCACCAUUCACUGGCAUGGAAUUCGGCAGCUGGGAAGUGCUUGGGCCGAUGGGCCGGCAUACGUCACGCAGUGUCCCAUACAGACAGGACAGUCAUAUGUAUACAAUUUCACCAUCACUGGCCAGAGAGGAACUCUUUUAUGGCACGCUCACAUCUCAUGGCUAAGAUCUACCGUUUAUGGCCCCAUUAUCAUCCUCCCCAAGCGCAAUGAAUCUUACCCCUUUGUCAAGCCUUACAAAGAAGUGCAUAUUAUUUUCGGAGAGUGGUUUAACGCAGACCCAGAAGCUGUGAUUAACCAAGCACUUCAGACGGGUGCAGGACCCAACGUUUCUGAUGCAUUUACCAUCAACGGCCUUCCAGGACCAUUGUACAAUUGCUCAUCUAAUGAUACAUUUAAGCUAAGGGUGAAACCUGGGAAGACAUACCUCCUCCGGCUUAUCAACGCUGCACUCAACGAUGAGCUCUUCUUUAGCAUUGCCAACCACACGCUCACCAUCGUCGAAGCCGACGCCACCUACACCAAGCCCUUCACCACCACCACACUCGUCAUAACCCCUGGCCAAACUUACAAUGUCCUUUUAAGGACAAAGCCCCACUACCCCAACUCCACAUUCCUCAUUGCCGCCAGCCCCUACUUCACGGGUAGUGGCACGGUCGACAACACCACCACCUCCGGUAUCCUCGAAUAUGAGCCACCACCGUCGCACAUUAAAAAUCUCACCCUCCACAAACCAUCUCUCCCUCCCUUCAACGCCACAAAAUUCGUCAAUGUCACUCAAUUUGUCGCCAAUUUCACUAGUAGCCUACGUAGCUUGGCUAGCAAGAAAUUCCCCGCCAAUGUCCCACAAAGAGUGGAUAAGAAGUUUUUCUUUACUGUAGGCCUUGGCACCAACCCGUGCCCGAAAAACACGACGUGCCAAGGACCAAAUGGCCAAAAAUUUACCGCCUCAAUCAAUAACGUCUCGUUUGUGCUACCAAGUGUGGCUCUCCUUCAAGCCUACUUUUUUGGACAAUCCAAUGGGGUCUACACCACAGAUUUUCCCGUGACGCCUAAAACUCCUUUCAACUACACGGGGACACCACCGAACAACACAAUGGUGACGAACGGCACGCGCGGGGUGGUGCUGCCGUUCAACGCCAGUGUGGAGUUGGUGUUGCAGGACACGAGCAUUCUUGGUGCUGAGAGCCAUCCUCUUCACCUUCAUGGUUUUAAUUUCUUUGUUGUUGGGCAAGGAUUUGGGAACUACGAUCCGAACAAGGACCCGGCCAAGUUUAAUCUGGUUGACCCGCUGGAGGGGAACACUGCAGGUGUGCCCAGCGGUGGGUGGCUCGCUAUCCGCUUCUUUGCAGACAACCCAGGAGUUUGGUUUAUGCACUGCCACUUAGAUGUCCACACUAGCUGGGGGCUGAGGAUGGCAUGGAUCGUCUUGGACGGGCCCCAACCAAAUCAAAAGUUGCCGCCACCACCGUCGGAUCUUCCGAAAUGUUGAGUUUGACUGACCAAUAAUGGUCCGGAUAUUGGCCACGUGUUCUCGUUGAGUUGUCUUGUUUUUUUCCCUCUUCAUUCCGUUUUUUUAAUCGAUAGUUGUCAUAUUUAUAUAAUGAAUCAUGAGAAAGAUUCAUAACUAUUGUAAAUAAAAGAUAGUUAUGAGUUUGAUCUGAUGAUGGUUUUUCAGGAGUUUUGGUUGGUUUGUUCGCUUGUCUCAAUUGUAAAACAAUUCAAACUUGAAUGGACACGUUCCA